Molecule: messenger RNA, 1177 nt
Organism: Drosophila mauritiana
Lineage: Eukaryota; Metazoa; Arthropoda; Insecta; Diptera; Drosophilidae
Product: tRNA-specific adenosine deaminase 2
Exons: 2
Coding region: 107-589 (160 amino acids)
Biological process (GO): tRNA wobble adenosine to inosine editing
Cellular component (GO): cytoplasm; nucleus
Molecular function (GO): tRNA-specific adenosine-34 deaminase activity
Source: RefSeq, a predicted model, not a curated record
AGCGCCGCCAGAGUGAGAGCUACCCAUUGUUUUUGUUGACCUGGUCAUUUCAUCUCAUCUGUGUGCGGCUUUUCACCCAGUUCGCCCGAGUCUAUUUCCAUGCCAAAUGGCCGCCUUCAUGGAGGAAGCGUUAGUGGAGGCGAGGCGGGCACGUGACGCCGGCGAGGUGCCCGUGGGCUGUGUGUUCGUUCAUGGGGGCAAGGUGGUCGCACGUGGCGGGAACGAGGUGAACGUCCACCGGAACGCCACUCGCCACGCGGAAUUCAUUUGCAUCGACGCUAUCCUCGCCACCUGCCGCGAGAAACGUCUUCCGGCCCGCCAGCUGUUCAGCGAGAUCACCGUGGUGGUCACCGUGGAGCCCUGCAUUAUGUGCUCCGCCGCCCUGCACACUCUGGGCGUCAAGGAGAUCAUCUACGGCUGUGAGAACGAUCGUUUCGGAGGAAAGACGGUGGUGGACGUGGCCGCCGUCGUUGGCCAUAGGAUCGAGAUCACGGGCGGCGUGCGGGCGGAUGAGGCGAUGGCUCUGCUAAAGGAAUUCUACAAGGGCGACAAUCCGGCGGCACCGCCACAGGCCAAGAAGAAAAAGUAGGAUCAAUUGGUGAGGCCAACAGCGUGCGUGGAAAAGAGGAGCAUGAAUGGAGUCAACCGCUGAUCCUCAAAGAAGUAGGAAGCUAUUACAGUCAUUGAAUUAAUAUAUAAAAUAUGAUAAAACUAUAGAAGAAUAGUAUAAUCUACGUUUUCGAAAAAUUCAAUUACUUGCAAGCCUUCCAAACUCCGGAAACGAACAGAUUACCGAAAAUCAGAAGGCAAACCUCUAGUUUACUCAAUAUUUCAGAGGGAACAAGCCAAGAAACUUAUUUAUCUUAUAAAAGGAAAAGUAUUCCGUCGAAAGCAUCGUGAAAUAGAGAAUUUCAAAGGCACACAACCAGAAAUGAAAGUAGUUAGAAUACAUAAAACUACAAUCCCAUGAAGAAGGAAAACAUUAUUGCUUCAGUCAUCUGCAUCCUGGAGACAUAUGUCCGAAAGUAAAAUAAGUACCACUGCAUCAUUCUUCGACGAUUUCUGUAUAUGAUUCAAUUUAUUAUAAUCUUUAAGCAUAGUCUAAGAUACAUUGUAUAUGGCGUUCAGAACGUAUGUUUUAACUCUAAACAUAAAUACAAUUACUGCAUAAAAGCUA